GUUGCUUUGAGUUCCAGAUGUUCCUCAGUUGUAAAUAUGCUGCUCUUGCUUUGCCGAUCCGCGCCUUCACAUGUGCAUCAGAUCCACCAUGUUCAUCAAUUAUGCUGCCCAAAUACGUAAAGGUUUUUACAUCUUCUAAAUCUUCUCCGUCAAUUGUGACUGGAUUGGUGCAUGCUGUGUUGUAUUGGAGAAUCUUGCUUUUCCCUUAUGUAUAUUGAGACCCACUGCUGCCGAGGCUGUUGCCACACUGUUCGUCUUCUCCUGCAUCUGUUGUUGCGUUUGGGAUAGAAGGGCCAGAUCAUCUGCGAAGUCUAGAUCAUCCAACUGCAUCUUAGACGUCCAUUGUAUCCCGCGCUUCCCUUCAGACGUUGACGUCUUCAUGAUGCAGUCGAUCAGCAGGAGAAAGAGAAAGGGUGAGAGUAAGCAACCUUGCCUAACACCGGUCUUCACUUCGAACGACUUUGUCAACUGUCCUCCAUGCACAAUUUUGCAGUGUAAUCCAUCAUAUGAGUUCUGUAUGAUAUUGACUAUCUUUUGAGGCACGCCGUUGUGUCGAAGAAGUUUCCAUAGUGUUGUUCUGUCCACGCUAUCAAAUGCCUUUUUGUAGUCAAUGAAGUUGAUGUAGAUUGAUGAAUUCCAUUCAAUUGAUUGUUCCACAAUGAUCCGUAGAGUUGCGAUUUGGUCUGUACACGAUCUAUCCUUACGGAAUCCUGCCUGUUGGUCACGAAUUUGGGGGUCUACGCAGUCCUUCAUCCUGUUUAACAAUACCCUGUUGAAGAAUUUUUCCGGUAUUGAGAGAAGAGUGAUGCCACUGUAGUUAUCAUAGUUGCUGAGAUCGCCUUUCCUCGGUAUUUUGAUCAGAAGUCCUUCUUUCCAGUCUUUUGGUACUUGUUCUUCAUCCCAAAUCUUAUCGAAGAGAAUGUGGAGUAUCCUUGCAGUUGCCGCUACGUCUGCUUUUAGUUCCUCUGCUGGAAUGUUGUCUGGUCCUGCUGCUUUGCCACUCUUGGUUUGUCUGAUGGCCAAGCUGAUUUCUUCAAUUGUUGGUUGGCCAACAUCGAUUGGAAGGUCCGUGGGUGCUGCUUCGAUGUUGGGUGGGUUCAGUGGAGCUGGUCGAUUCAAGAGUUCUUUGAAGUGUUCUACCCACCUGUUUUGUUGCACUUCAAUGUUGGUGAUUACCUCGCCUUCCUUGCUUUUCACUGGUCGUUCUGGUUUAUGGCGAUUUCCAGAGAGUGUCUUUGUCGUGUCAUACAAUUGUCUCAUGUUUCCUUCUCUUGCAGCCUUUUCCGCCGCCGUUGCUAAAUCUUCCACAUAUUUACGUCUGUCGGUUCUGAUGCUCCUCUUCACUUGCUUGUUUAUUUCUAUGUAUUCAGCUUGUGCUUUGGCUUUCUCUGCUUUGUUCGGCUGGUAUUGAUAGCUAACUUCAGGUUCCUCCUUUCUUGAAUCUUCUCCAGUGUAUCAACAGUGAUCCAUUCAUUCUGAUGGUGCUUCUUGUAACCCAGGACCUCAUGACAUGUUGAAGUUAUUGCCUCUUUGAUCCCCUUCCAGUUGCUCUUCACAGUAGUUCCUUCUCCAUUGAGUAGAUCAUGAAAGGCCUGGAACUUGUUGCUGAGGACUAUCUUGAAUUUGUUGAGUUUGUUAGUAUCCUGAAGAAAGGCCGUAUUGAACUUUUGUGAUAUUGUCCGCCCCCUUGUCCAGUGUUUCUUGAGUUUCAAUUUCAUCUUGGCGACCAGCAAGUGAUGAUCUGAUGCUAUAUCAGCUCCUCUCUUGGUUCUCACGUCCUCUAUAGUCCUCCUGAACGUUUUGUUGAUGCAAAUAUGGUCGAUUUGGUUCUGUGUAGUGUGAUCCGGUGAAGUCCAUGUGGUUUUGUGUAUGCGUUUAUGUGGGAAUAUGGUGCCGCCUAUGACCAGCUUAUUGAAGGCACAUAGAUUUGCAAAUCUCUCACCAUUUUCGUCCCUUUCUCCCAGUCCGUGUCGUCCCAUGAUGUCUUCAUAUCCAGUGUUGUCCGUUCCAACCUUGGUGUUUAGGUCUCCCAUCAGAAUGGUCAGGCCCUUUGUUGGGCACUUCUCGACGAUUGACUGCAGCCUAUUGUAGAAUUGAUCUUUAGCGUCUUCAUUGUAGUCGUUGGUAGGCGCAUAGCAUUGGAUGAUGUUCAUUGAAAUACCCUCUUUCCUUGUUCUGAAGGAGGCUUUGAUGAUCCUUGGUCCAUGAGAUUCCCAUCCUAUAAGCGCAUUUUGCGCUUGUUUAGACAGCAUCAGUGCAACUCCUUGUGUAUGUGGUGCAUUUUCUUCUUCAUGGCCGGAGUAUAACAGGAGCUCUCCCGAAGUUAGUCGUUGUUGUCCAACUUGUGUCCAAUGUGUUUCACUGAUCCCAAGUACCUCUAGGUUGUAUCUUCUCAUUUCUGCAGCAAUUUGGAAGGCUCUCCCGAUGUCCGACAUUGUACGAACAUUCCAUGUAUCUAAAUAAAUGGUUGCUCUGUUUGUCAGAAGGGGCAUCGGCCUCGUAACUUCCGAAGGAAUUCGGCUUUCAUCAUGAGGCGUCAUAGUUCUUCUAAAUGAAGACCUUCUGACUCCCAGGGCAAAGUUUAAAAGGUUUGAAUAAUUUUUUCUGGUUAGCGUUUUUUUUAGCGAGUUAGUUUUCUACGGGAUGGGGACGCUAACCCCAUGCCCCACCCUCCUCCUUUAUCCGGGCUUGGGACCGGCAGUAGCCCCCGGAGGGACUCCAGGCGGAGUUACUGCUCCCAUAUGAAGCAUAUAAAUGCUCAUUAAUAUUUGUACUGUCUUAGUAUCGUUUGAAAUUUUAAUUCCUUUAAAAAGGUAACUACUCUGAGUGAAUAAAAUAGUUUAUUUACAUCCAAAACUACUAGGUAGCAUAUAAUCGCUGUAACUCAGAUUCUGCAAUAUUAUCUAUUAUUUUAGUUAUGCAAAUAGUAAAAGCUCAAUUAACAUAAUCGAGGAAGCUGUCUAGUUUGCUGUUAGCUUUAUUAGUGUGAUUGAAACGAGCUGACAAAAAUAUUUUUCCGGGGUUUACAAACUACAAUCAGUUAUGUAAUUACAGUCAUUUCGUAAUAUAUACUCAAAAUUCAGUUUGAAAUAGGCUUACAUUAAACAAAAUGUGUUUAGUUUAUUCAAAUUCCGAUCCUGAUUCAUAUAAGAUUGAAAAACAUAUGUUAGGUUUUUUAACGGUUUCAAAAAUAACGAUUUUUCUCAUGUGGAUGACCUACUAUGCUAGUUUGGCUUCGUGAACUAGCAUAUAAACAUGUGCAUAAUAAUUUAACGGGAAUGUUUACCAGUCAUUUAGUCAUUUCCAACUUGAGGCCAGAUACAUAUGUGAAUUGAUCCAAGUUGGUACACCAUAUUCGCACAGUUAUAUAACUUUAUCAAGAUAAAUAACGGAGCAAUAGUUGUAACAGUAGUAGUAGUAUUAGUAAAAAAUAAGUAUAAACGAUCUGAUUAGAGAGGAAAUAAUGGGUUCGUGGAAUAAAAAGAAAAGCAUGAAACUAUUUUGAAAUUAGGAAUCUAAAAGAAAGUGAGUGCAUCUACCCUUCUUGGAUUGAUCCUUAGCCGUUUCACACAACCUAUUCAACCGGUAGUUGUAUGAACCCCAACUAGGUAGUGUGAAAUAACUGAAAGGUUAAGCAUCUAAUCGUUCCCCAGUUUUUAAAUCGUAUAUUCCAUUAGUUUGAUAACAAUUAAUUCCUAUUCUGCUUUUAUUUCAGUAUUUGCGAUGUUUACAAAAAUUUUGUGCUUGGAAUAGUUUGUAAUUUGUUACUAAAUGGUGAUAAUACACCUUUGUAUCGUGGUUUAAUUGAGUCAGGAUAUGGUCUAGACUGGAUCGACAGUGUCAGCGGAAUCGAUCGUGGAACUCGCACUACAAGUUUUCAUGUCGGGGUACAAGGUGUUCGUGCAAAUGAUCUGGAAAACUUUCCCCAUAUAAUCAAUGAUAUAUUAUCCGAAGUCGUUCGGGACGGCUUUCCAAUCGAAGAAGUUGAGGCUACUCUUCAUCAGUACGAACUGGAAAUUCGUCAUGAGUCGGCUCGUUUUGGUUUAAAUCUUAUUCUAAACCUAUCCAACGCUGUUAAUCAUGGCGUUGAUUUGAAUGAGUUCCUGAAAAUUGGAGCUAAUGUGGAUCGGUUUCGACAGGAAUGGACCAAAGAUCCGGCUAUACUUCAAAAUUUUGUUCAACAAUUCUUUCUAGAUAACAAACACAAACUGACAACUGUAAUGCGUCCUGAUCCAAACUGGAAGUCCAUAGAAGCCAAGAAGGAUGAAGAACAUUUGGAUCGUUUGACAAAGAACAUAACACCAUUGGAAAGGGAAAAAUUAGCACUGAAGGCUCGUCAACUCCUUGAAAAACAAAAUCAAGAAGAAGAUGUUUCAUGUUUACCGUGCCUCGACAUUUUCGACGUACCUUUGGAAUGCAGACCAGAACCGUUUACACUCACUCAAAGUAAGUGAUUAAUCAAUUUAUAUUCUAUUCAAUAUCCAGGAAAUUUGAAAAUAAAAUUGUUGCUGUCUUGCAAUUUUGUGGCAGAUAACAUAGUUCUGUGUGGCGAAGAUGCUGAUAUAAUUCAAUCUACUGGUUGGUUACAACGGGCGAAUGGGUUGACUGUAUCGAUCUGUUCACUUAUCUUGGUGGUCUUACCACGUAUCCCACUCUCUCCAUUCUUGUUUAACUUUGUCGUUGACGUGCUUUUAGAGAUGACACUUUUCUCGGCUAAAUUUCCAGGGGUUGAACUUCUACCGGGAGAUUCACUUUUUGACCUAGAAUAUGCCGAUGGCAUAGUUUUAUUUGGUGAAGACGCUGACAAAAUCCAGUCUUCUGAACACUAUAAGUAACAAUACAAGCAUGUUCGGGAUGCGAUUUCCCCUCCCCUCGAAAUGCAUCGACACCCAAACUAAUGAUAGGGAGUGAAGUAGUUGGGCGUGUCGACCGCUUCACUUAUCUUGGGAGUCUCAUCAGCCCCUGUGGUCUGGUGUGUGACGAGAUCUCAGCACGGAUACAGAAGGCUCGACUAGCUUUUGCCAACUUGCGUCAUUUAUGGCAUAGGCUAGAUAUCCGUCUACCAACCAAAGGACGUGUUUGCUGCGCAGCAGUCCGUUCCGUCCUACUUUAUGGCAGUGAAACGUGGUCGGUAAGAGUAGAGGAUAUUCGUAGGUUACUAGUAUUUGAUCAUAGGUGUCUUCGAAACAUUGCUCGUAUAUCCUGGGACCAUCGAGUAAGUAACGCAGUUGUUAGGAAACGGGUACUAGGUAAGGAUGGCAAACCGAUUGAUGAAGUGGUGAAACUUGAUCAGUUGAGAUGGCUCGGACAUGUGUUACGUAUGCCCAACGACCGACUUCCUCGACGUGUGGUGUUUCACGGUAUAGAAGUAAAUUGGAAGAAAGCUAGGGGUGGCCAGACCAAAACAUGCACAAAUCCAUGAAGUCACUGAUAAGUGGACUGAGUCGCGUUGGCAGAUGUAGACUACCUGGCUGGGGACCGCGAGAUGAUAGCAACUGAUGGUUAGAGACCCUGAAUAACAAGGCUCAGAAUCGUUUGCAAUGGCGCAGGUGCAUCCACUCUUUGUGUUCUCCCAAAUUCUAAUCUCCUGAUUCUUCCUUGUCUCUUUUUUUCUCUUCCCAAAUUUAUUUCACUGGAUUAUACUCUUUAAAUAACAUCUUCAAACCCUAAUCUUUCCGAUUACUGCUUAUACUGUUACUACCUCUACCACUAUGGGAUUUGAAUCGACAAGUGUAUCUCUGUGCUAGUGUAGUGUGGCAACUCGAAUUGAUGUACGUACGUACGAAGUUCUACGUUGUUACUGACUGACUGAGUUAUUACAUAUGACAUGUCCAUCUUCCAACAAGAGACUACAUAAAUUAUGCAGGGGUUCACACCGCAUUACUUUAUUGGUGUUAAUCUUGUUCUACGAAAGUAGAAGACAUGAAUAGGCUGCAGUUUCCUUAUCAAAGAUAUUUUCUGAGCAAUACUUGGGUACUGUGAAACAAUUUUGCGAGAAGUACUGAGGUUAAAGUUAGGAAAAUAGCCGGAUAUAAUAAAUCAGUUUACUCGUCAUCAAUUUAACUUCAGAAAAUGAAGUUAUGCUCUUUACUCUACUGGAAUGUUUGGGGUACUAAAUAACUUUCAAGGUGUAAAGAAAAUCUCCAGCGAUUUUUAUUACCAAUCGCAGUAUUAAAAAUAUUCAAUCUCUCCUUGUCUCAUGUAUUUUGGGUUCUGAGUAUGAUGUUUGGAAAGUAUGUAGCUAACUCUGGGGUUUAUAUACAGGAGCGUACGUUGACAAAAUCAUCAGUCCCAAUCAAGUUUUCUUACUCAGGUCUUUUGGAAAUAAAUAUUUAUUUUUAGUGUAGGUAUUCAAGAUGUGUCGAGCAGCCCUUAAAUCCCAGAAGCACUCUAAGAUAAAACGGGAUUUUACUCAUGUUGUUUCAGACUUUUCAGUUACUAUUUUUACAAAUAUUUCGCUCUGAAUGUGUAAUCUUUUUAAAAUAUAAUCACUACUCCCGUUUAUAGUAGUCGGAAUUUAUAACUACGAGUUUGCUCUGUUUCUACUAAAUCAUUUACUGCUCCAACUAUUAUUUCGUCAGCGAAUAAAAUGCAUGAAAUUUCGUUAUUUAAUGUGAUGUUUGUGUAUGAAAAAUGUAUUUCCUGCCCUCAUAAAAUUUCCUGUCUAUUUUUGUAAUAUUUAGCAUCAGAUUUUCCUGUCCAGUUGAACGAAGCAGCAACUAAUGGUUUAGUUUAUUUCCAUGCUUUGGCUGAUUUGAAGGAUUUGCCUUGUGAACUAUUAUCUUACGUUCCACUGUUUUGUUCGUUGUUUACCAGGUAUAUUUUGUUGCCUAAAGUAUUAUAUCAAUAUAUGCAAGUGUUUUUUCUUGGGCUUCAGUGUAUGAAUCUUUACUUCGGUAAAACAUUUAAAAAAUCUGUUUAGCUAAAACUCACUAGUUGGAAGUUUCAACUAAAACCCUAACGUGUUUUAAAUUACUCAGCUUUUCUUUUAAUUGAGAUUGUCCCUAAAUUGUCGUAUUACCAAAGCUGUAUAGCCUGCUGUACGUAAUCUGCUUUUUAGAUUGGGAGCGGAUGGAAUGUCUUACUCAGAAAUGAGCCAAGCAAUCGAACUACAUACAGGUGGUUUCGAUGCUUCUCCUUUUGUCACACCUAAAAUACCGUCUUGUUCAAAAACUGAAUUUUCGUCUGCAUCUCGACAAAUUCAUUUGUCCAGUUAUUGUCUUGAAUCAAAAAUACCUAAUUUCUUUGAACUUUGGUCAAAACUUUUCCGUUCCCCAGAUUGGUCCGAUCAGGAGCGUUUAUCAACUCUGAUUCAAAUGUCAGCUGCAGGUGAAUGGUCAGCUAAUGCAAUUUCAGAUUCAGCCCAUGAAUUCGCGAUGUGUCGCGCAGCUGCCAGUCUUUCGUCAACUCGGCUUACUCAUGAACUCUGGUCAGGAAUUGAGCAAGCUAGAAUCAUGCAACAUAUUGCCGGCGAAAUCGGACUAGAAAGUGACAAACGAAGUGAUGUUCUUUCAAACAUUACUGAACGUAUGAAGGCUAUUUGGAGUUAUAUUACUUCACAUAAAAGACUGAAGUAAGUUCAUGUAUAAGUUGAAGAACAGUCAUUUUUCAUUUAAGUUUUCUGUUUUGUAGAAAUCACUUGUUUGAGAGACCAAUAGUUAUGUUAAUAAUCAAUCAUGAGUGCUUAUAAUAUGUUCUGAAAUUAAAUUUAUUUUUGUUCAAACUCACUUUGAUCCUGGAUUAUUAUGAAACGUAAUACAUAAAUACAUUAGUUUAUACAUAAUAACCUGUACUUGUUCAUUUUUAUUGGAUCUAAUUGUUUAAUUAGAUCCAGUUCUAUAUCAUUAUGUUUAUUUACACUUAAAGAGAUUUCUCAGGUUCUGUUCAUUUCAUACUAGUGAAAUGAAGGUUUUGUGAUUUCUGAUUGUCUGUUAAACUAUCUUAGCUACCAUAACUUCCUUUCUAUUGUUUACACAUCGAGUAUUUUUUACACUGGAGGUCAAAUUGAUUGUCGUUUGCCAGGAAGAUAAUCUUUUAUCUCAUAAAUUACUGUAGUUCUAAGGACAUUGAAUUUACUGUUAUAAAAACUAGUUUUUGAAAUAGUAAAUCUCGUGAAUUAUACUAAAUUCUUCCGGUGUGUUUUUGCAUGAACAUUAUUUUAAGUUCGUACAUACUGUAGACGAAAAUCGAUACGAAUAAUAUAAUUUUAAAUUACUGUUUCCCAUUGUAUUGAAAUAUAAGUUACGCGUUUAUAUAUCAGUGUCUUGGUAUCCUUUUGUCGAAUUUUAGAUUCAGUCUUCAUGGGGAAGCUGAUGGUUUAAUGUCAGGAUUAAAGUACCUUGAUGGAUUUUUAAAUGAUUUAUCACAAUCACCAAAAGUGUCGAACAGUUUAUUGAUUGAAGACUCUCAAAAUCCAGAUUUUUUUCCAAAUAUUUCUCGGAAUACAUUUUUUGCAAUGCCGUAUACAGUGCACUAUGUUGCUAAGGCUAUUGAAGCUCCAAGUUAUGACUCUGAAGAUUAUGCAAGGUAGGAAAAAACUAGCAGUUUUAAGUCGAUUUUUAUUUCUUUAAAUGUUUAUACCAAAAUUCAGUAGUCACCUAAUCUCACAGUUCUUUUCCCUCUGUUUCUGUAGUUAUCGUGUCUUGGCUCAUUUACUGUCGUUUAAGUACCUACAUCGUGAAAUAAGGUGAGUUUUGUGUACUGUUGGUUAUUUUAAAGCACAUACUUUCUCAUUUUUACGAAGUAUUUGUGUUCUUUUGGAGGCUGUAAUGUAUCACUAGAGUUUAGAAAUAUGGACGCAGUUUUAGACGUUUUUAUAUAUCUCCCAAAUUUUCUUAUUCGAAUGGAUUCACAUGUAUACGUACUUCAUAAUUAGGAGAUUGGCUCAGGAAUAUUUUCACUUUAAGAUCAAAUUGAAAUCUUUCAUCUUACCAGACUUAGUAUAGCCAAGCGCCUGAUUACGAUCAAUUAAAACAAUAUAUGCAUUCUCUAUGUUUCAUCUCACACAUUUGUGUUUUUACUUCAUUUUGAGAUGGUGGGGAUUUGUAGCUCAGAUGGAUGAUUUUGAUGGAGUUUUUUUCUCUGAGCUGAAUGGUUUAGUCGUGAAGCUUUCAUCGUUCAUCAUCAGAGCAAACUUCAGGUAGAAGUCAAGAACAAAACUCCAUCAUAAAAGUAUCUACUUCAUCCCUACUUUCUUGUUACGUAAUUGUUUCUGUUGUAUAAACUAAGACUAAUGAAUUUUUCAGCAGAAUCAGUCAUUCAGUUACAAGCAAAUGUUCAUCAGCAUAGCAACAUGAAAUUGUGAGUAUGAAUGUCAAACUAGUAGUAUAGUAUCAUCGGUAAUGAAUAGUAAAUGCUACGCAUAUAAAGAAUGUGAUUCGAGAAAAUGGAAUUAAAAGGGGUGUGUGAAGAAGCACUGAAACGCAAAAUCUAGAGUCCGACUCUGAGACAUCUAUAAACGUUUCCUUCCACUCAUUGUGUUUAUCGCGAGGACGUCAGUUAGGUGGUAGUCUGCAUCUACCAACAUCGCUCACACCAACUGUGAGUAACUUCAUAGACUGGAACCGUAUUUUGGUUUGGUUGAUCUUAACGUUCUCCCAACCUGUUUAUGCACUGGCAAAUAUUGUCCGUCGAAGUACGCAUUGCUUGUGUAUACGUGACAAAUGUCCUAACUCCCUCAGUCGACUAAGUUAACCUCAACAACUGAUAUGCUAUCUUUGCCACGUACUCUAUGCCUAAUCUCAUUGAUCACUCGAUCAUUACACGAAACGCAAACAAUGUUUCGAAGAAACUCAUAUUAAAAAUAAGUAGCCUACCUAUGCCUUCUAGUUUUGUAGACAGCAUCAUGGGAACAGAGCAAUGCAAAACAAACUGUUGCCCAGUUUACUCACCCUUUUGUUGGAAGACGGGCAUGUCGCUCACACAAACUGAGUUUUUUGAAUGCGUACCGAUGAUGAAACUUCCAAGAUAAGUAAAGCGGUUGAUGUAGUUAUCUGCGCUUCCUAUGAUCGACCUAGCCGAUAGAGAUAAGUUUUGAAGCUAAUAUUGCAUUUAGAGGGAGUAAAACGCGUUCCAAACAUGUAUUGUUACUCAAGGGGAUCAAAAUAUUGCACCGAGAAUAGUGAGAAAUGAACAUAGGAAACUUUGGCGUGAUAAACGCUAAAUUGAAGUUUUGAGAGAAACAGAUUUCAGUAAAGGUGGUUUUUUGAUUGACUUGGGAACCCAGUGUAUCCUACGAUUUCACCCAUCCCUCUAGUCCCUUGAGUUAAGAACAUUUAGUGGUCCCAUCAUAUUCUUAACAGUUACCUUGUUUGUUACUGAUCACCACUAACUUUCCCGUAUUUUUCGCUUUCAUUUCUUACCACCGCUCAUGACCGUUAGUAGGGUUUUUGUCGGUUUAUGAUUAAUUUUGAACUGGGACUCUGACUGAUUAAAUUAAUUGCUUUUAAGGUUGGUUUAGCCUAUCUACUUACGGAUCAAAAUUAACUGCCACGAUUUCUACAUCUAGACACUUAAUUCUUUUAUAUAUCGAGUAGCUUCUUUUCAUCUGACUUGAAGUUAGUGGGAUAUGAAGCAGACUGUGAAUAUGUAAUAGCGUGCGUGGCUCAGAACCGAUCACGAUGGCGUGGGUGUAUACACUCUCUGUCUUCCCUUAAACUAUGAGAUUAAAAUCGCUUCAUAUCUUUCUACGUACUAAUUCUUUCUUCCUGUACUAUAUCCUUAUAUGCAAUUUUUGUUUUAUAUAUUACCACCAUUGAAUUAACUACUUCUAUGAAUCCGGUGUUCAUCUUGCUGUGCUAAUGCGGUAUGGCAACUUGGACCGAUGCAUAUAUGUGCCUGGUCCUACGUUGUAGCUGACUGACUAACUGAGCGUGCGUCCUUAUCCUUUCGAGUUAUUACUGUUCUGUUUAGUCGAACACUAUACAAGUAACUGUUUACCAAAAUAAACUUCGCCUACGCCAGCGACUCCACGUAAUUAUUCAUCAUGUCGGCCAAAAUACUAAGCAUAAACCAUCCUAGUCCUCUAUAUGGAAUAGGUACGAUUAAGUGAAUUAUUACACUUGGAUCUUGCAUAUGAGUUUCGGAGGCACGGCUUAUGUCAGUGACAUGAGGUUCUGAAUUCCUACUUAAUAAACUCUAUUGUAUGGAUUGAUAUAAGGUUUGAACAUUAAAAGCUCGAACAUGAAUUUUGCAGCGCAAUCUCAGUAGACCAGAGAUAACACUUCAAUUUUUAGCUUGAGGUAAAAAGAAGUCAUACGAAAAAGGUUUGUAGUAAGAAUAGAAUGAGUGUUAGGAAACAAAAAAGUUGAUAUUGAGGGUUGUCAGAAUCAGUCGGUGUUAAGUCUUUGGAGAGAGGUGUCAAGUUAGCUAUUUUGUAGUACUGACCAUUUUCCAACUCUCUCCUUCCGUUGUGAAAAGGCGGCGUCGUUGCAAGUGCUGGUUGUCUGAAGAAAACACCUUAUUGUUUCCGCAUCUCUAUACAGUUAGCAGUACGACUUUGUUCUUUGACCCAGUACCUACUCUUAGUCUUGCCUCUACCCAAUUGACUUACCUGAUUAGAGAUAGUAAGACCUAAUGGAUCAAGUGCUCCAACCUCAAAUGGGUCGUCACGGUAGCGAUUUUUGCCCACCACGAUGGUUCCAUAGUUACAGACCUAGUUCCAACAGAUCAUACCUGUAAUCCACUGACACCGAAUGGAUGUGUGCUUUUACUUUAUACUACCAAUUUUGCUGUGAAUUAUCUGUCGCACCGUUGGGUUACUAAUCCAAUUUAUUUCUUGCGGUUUUCCUUCCGAAUUGUGCAAUUUCCCAUGAAAAGCUUUUUGUUAUCAAGUGAUAUGACAAUUCUUUCAAAUUGAGAUUAUUUUCCUUUGUUUAUUGUAAUGGUAAUGCCAACUAGUUUAUUUUAGAUAUUUCGGUUUAUUUUCUUCCUUUUCCAUUGAUUGAAUUUUUACUAAAUUUUAUAGGGAAAAAGGUGGUGCUUAUGGUGGGGGAGCUAUUGCCAAACCGGAAGCUUUCUUGUUUUACUCCUAUCGGUAAGCUGCAUUUCGUUGGUCAUUAAAUAUUUUUAUUCUUCCCAUUUUAUGUAAAUUACUGAACUGCUUUGGAGUUUUUUGCGGUUUCAUUAAUCCAAAAUACGAAGUGAUUUGGAUUUUCUCACUGAUGGACUCGAAGCAGUUGAUUUCAGGAAUUCUCGGUGAAUCGACAAAAAAGUUGUCGGAAAAUCAUUCUGGUUAAAUUUGAUAGAUCCGUUCAAUGAAACAUCUGUUUAGGAAUUUCGUUAUGAGAAUAAGAUAUUCUGGUAGGAUAAACUAACUUCUCUUUAUAUGGCACAGAUACAUGAAUUCAAUUGUUCUCAAUACUAACGGUUUUGUUGACGAGACUAUAUUUUAUUGACGAACCAAUUAGAUUUAAGAUAACAGGUCUCGGAUUUUAGCGCGAAAUCCAUCCACUUAUUUGACUAAAUACUAUUUCGGCAUUAUGUCUGAUGUCAGUUCCUGAUGAAAACCCUUAAUCUAAUUCCUAACCCUAAACAUAAACUGCAAAUCGUAAUUCUAAUUCCUCAAACUACUUUAUAACCGUCAUUUAGUCCUAGUCAGUAGGUGGACAUUUUCAAAGUCAUUUUAGCGUUGCUCAAAGGUCAUUCAUAAAUUAUGGUCUCACCAAAUUUAUUUACUAUGUUAGUGUGUAAGUUUAUGUUAGUUAAAACAUGAUGACAAACAGACGGGCGCUUUAAGCAGAACUUUUUUUCUUCACGCGUCUAUUAUGCGAGCGAGCAUGAGACUUCAUUUUUCUGACUAUAGUCGCGUUUUUGUGAUUUCGUGGUUACUCAUUCCUUAGAAGUACUACUGUUAGCUUGAUUUGGUUACCAUACUUAUGUAUAAUGUCUUAAUUAACUUGUAUUUUAAGUUUUAUUCACGGUAAAUGUAUUUUGUAAUCGUUCUUAUUAAGAAAUCAAUUUGUGUACUGUAUUUUGUUAAGUGAUCCUUAUCCUCUCAAAACGCUAAGUAGUUUUGAAAAUGCUAUAAAAUGGGCCAGCUCCAGAGAAUUUCAAGAUCAAGAUAUUAAAGAAGCUAAACUUUCUGUUUUCCAAGAAGUAAGUAAGAUUGUUGGCAGUUAUCAUAUUUUGCAUAACUUUCAUGCUUUGCACAUUCAGGAUUGGGUUUUAAUCAAGCAUUGGACUUCUUUAACUUCUGAACUUUUAGCAUACUUAUUCAUUUAAGAUUUGAACAAGUAAAAAAGAAGUACUGUAAAUGAGGCUGUAUUCUAAAGUUCAUAUAUGUCGUUACUACUAAAAUAGAAUAAAUACUCAAUUGUUAGUUCAUCCAAAUAUUAUAAAAAUUCAUAUGGAUGCCAAUUUGAGGAUUUUUAGUAGUUACUGUAGGUAAUGAUUGGUUAAAAGGUGUCCAGCAAAUAUAUAGGCUUCUGGAGAGAACUAGAUAAUGGUUCAAUCGAUCUGUUGCCUCAGUAACAUUGAUCAAAACCUCCUUAUCCCUUUUACCGGUAGAUUUAUAUCCACGAAAUGAAAUGAAGAUUGGUAAGAAACUACAGCUUCUGAAGAGUUGAAUAUCGCCAAUUCUAGGCUGCUUACCCUUGAAAUUUAUCAAUGUCUGAUGUGAAUUCUUAGUCAGGAAACACCUUGCAUUGUUUCAGAUUUGACGUACAGAAGCGCUUCUGAAGAGUUGAAUAUCGCCAAUUCUAGGCUGUUUACCCUUGAAAUUUAUCAAUGUCUGAAGUGAAUUCUUAGUCAGGAAACAUCUUGCAUUGUUUCAGAUUUGACGUACAGAAGCGCUCGAUUGCCCUAAAAUGAAGCCAUCAUCAUAUUCGACUACACGAAACCUGUUUUAUUUUGCUUCUAAUCCUACCCCAAAUGUGGGCCUUUUUCAUAGUCCACAGAUUGUGAAAAACUCGUGAAAAGCAGUCUGGUGUUUGAUCAUUUAUUCUUAAACACCAGCAGAUUUAUUAUCUAGGUCAACAAACUCUUGUACUCCUUGAUAUAAAGUUCGUCUUCUAUUCCUUGGACAAAUUGUGGUCUGGGAUUUAGUUCUCCUGCGAAUAGCAACAUGAAAACAGUCUUGGUAAUAGUUCGAAAGUUCAUGCAUCUAGUUAGUCGUGGAGAAGUUAAUCUACGUGUAAUGAAAUACCAGAAUGGCUUAUCCGAAAAUAGGGAAUGUUCUAACAUUUCUUCAAUCAAAUCACAAAAAUUUGGGCAUGCAGAGCUUCGGUAAAAGGUGUAUUGUUAACAUGCAAUAAAUCUAGUACAGUGAAACUGUACAAGGUUAAUUCAUAGGGCCUCUUGGGUGUUUACGGUAAUCUGCCCAAUCAGUCAUGUUCUCCCUACCAAGUUGACGUAUGAUUUGUCAACAAGUUUUAAGACUGUCGAUCAAAAUCUGAUCGAGAUUUGAACUAUUAUCAUUUCUCGAAGCAUUAAUCCUAGUAAAUCCUCAUGAUUGUUUUUAUUAUUACUAUUAUGUUGAAGUUUUAUUCUAUCCUUCUAUUGAGUUAAUACUAGUAAACUAUAAUUUUCUUUCGUUUAUAUUUUUAUUCCCAUUGAUUUUUUGUUUUUAGUUGGACUAUCCUGUUUCAGCGGGUUCCCGCGGUCUAACCCGUUUUUUGAAUGGGAUCAGUGAUGAUUUGAGACAGUCACACAGAAACCAAGUUUUCUCUGUUGACGCAUCAAGAAUAAAGGAUAUCUCUGGAAAAAUGGUACAAAAAUUAUCUGAUACGUCAGAUUUUCAUAAUGUGGGUCGUGUGGUCAUAGGCCCACAGAGUAGUCCGGACUGGAUUCAAGAUACUUUCGGUCAGGAUUCCAAAAUUAUAUGGGAACGUGUAAUAAUGAUGAUUUAGAUUUACUACUACAUCUGUAAUGCAACUCAUUAAUUUAAUUUGGUAUUGUCUUUACAAAACUUAUGUAUGAGAUCACUUUAGAAGAUGACUCUCAAUUUCAUACAUUGUACUUGAAGAAAUAUGUCACUAGUUUUCUGUCGUAUGUUAACAUUAUGUCUUCUCUCAUAUAAAGUUUACAAUUGUAUAGAAUUUUUAUGCUGCGAGUCACACUUAUUAUUCAUAUUUAAUAUUAAUUGAGGGUAAUUUUCUAGAUUUUGAAAUCUAUGGAGUAUAGCCGUAGUCAUUAUCGUUGGCGAAAGGAGUUGCACUGUUGACUAGAAGUAAGAUGCAUUUUAAAUAUGUUCAUUAUUAGUUUUAGCCAUGCAGAAUGGGAUCUUUCUAAAUAACUGUCUAGUCUAGAUAUUGUUUCGAAAAUCUCGCAUAUUUUUUUACUUCAUCCAACUAGAUGUAUGCAAUUAUCCAUUUAUAAAUGUUAGGUAACGGUCUUUAUGCUUCGGUAUAUAUUUUAAUGUCAUUACAACAGUGCAAAAAAUUUACCACACGGAUACCCAAGUUCGUAUUUAUCAUUCAAACUAAUCAGAAAUCUCUUAGUUUCCGGUUUUACAUGUUUAUAGUCAAGUUAACUGACACUUAAGCUAAAAGUAAGGUCUGGAAAAAAGUUUAUCAAUUGCUCGUUGGUUUAGGAUUGUUUGUACAAUUGCCUGUUAAACAUUAAUUCAGGUACAACUGGGAACCAAAGAAAUCUACAUCGCACAACUAAAGAGAUAAUACUGUAAAGAAAUAAACGAGGAUAAAGAAGUAAAAUCUAAUGAAUAAAUAAAAAGGUGUAGUAUAUAAUAGGAAAUAAAGUUCAUUUGGUAAAACAAUUGAAAUUAAGUAGCUAGUGUACCAUAUUGGCAUCCUUACACUCGAAAAAUCUUUCUUCAAAAUGUAGAUCUACACCACGAGUACGUACUUCCUUCUGUUGAGUCGGCUUUCCGAGAACUGCAACGCAGCUUCCAGAGGCCCUAAAGGAGCCGAAGAGUCCUAGCCAUUCAGAGCAUGAUGGAGCUUCUAGAAUAUCACAACGUGGCGUGCUACUAUUGGUCAGUAGCAUAAUAUGUCUUAGCGGAUUGGCCAAAAUAUAAUGUUGAUUUAACAAAUGUUAACGUCUAUAAAUACCUGUGUUUUUCUGUACAAAAAUGAACAUUUGAAGUAUAGUGUCAUAUGUGGAAAAUAUGACGUGCGAGCUUAUUAGUGAGGCAACUCUAUAUAGAAGAUACAUGGACGAUAUUCUAAUUAUAUGUGAUUUUGAUGUUUACCUAUUAUUGGAUAAACUCAGUGGUGUUCAAGACGAUACUGUGAUGACAUAUGAAUCAGAAAGUAAUGGCUAGUUGGCCUUUUUAGACAUACUUUUAAGUCAAAGGGAUGAUGACACUAUUAGACGGUCUGUGUAUAGGAAACCAACCUGGUCGGGACAAUACUUAAAUUUCCAUAGUUUUUGUCCAUUGCAAUACAAGCGAGGCCUGGGUAAGUGUCUCUUUAAGAGGACUCAAUGAAUUUGUACUUCUGACACGGUGGAAAAAGAUGAAAAGUUACUGACUGACACAGUAGCAAAUGGUUAUCCACUAAAGUUUCUUAAUAGGUGCAAAAGUCAGUUAAGGCCAAGACCUCUUGUUUAUUUAGUUCCAAAGAAAAAAGUUUAUAUCAAUCUACCAUAUAGAGGCGAAUCCAACAGCAUAGUUUUAAGACAGAGAUUGAAAGCAGCCAUCGAGAAUGCCUAUUAUGCUGCUCAGUAUGUUGUGAUUGAAAAGUCAGCCCAUGAUUACAUCACAUCCCAUUGUAUUUACGUGUUUGUGUGGACACACACAUAGGGAGGAGUAAUCGAACAAUGCAAUCAAGGGUCAAUGAACAUGUGCCUAGAUGGCUUCAAAAUCAAUGUGUGUCAAAUGAUUCGAUCAAUGUGGGAGGUGGAAAACCAGGUUCAUCGAUAGCGAAACAUGUAAUUGAAACGGGGCACAAAAUUGACAUUAAUACAGCUUUUAGGACGUUGUAUAGAAAUUGUCAAGGACGAAUUCUUAAGUUUAUUGAAGCCUUGGCUAUUUGUAAAUUUAAACCUCCCUUAUAUAUACAAAAACAAUUUGUUGUAACCUUGAGUUUACCUUAGUAAUCCUUAAAUCAUUCUAUGGCCUAGGAUAACGCGAUAAGUUCUUAUUCUUUCUCUCCCCUUUGUUAUUUUACUUGAACUUUCAUUUAAUUGACCUUUAUUAAUUUUCAAUUAAGAAUGCCCUAACAAGUAUAUGUGUGACCAUAUUGUUCGAAAUGUAUAGCGCAAAUACAUCACAUUUCUCAGAUAAACUCCGUCUUCUCAUUGACCAAUCAUUAAUGCCAUUCAUGAAUUUAAUUUCGACGGUACAGCAGGUGUAACUUUUGAUUCUUGGUUUAAGAAAUAUGAAGAUUUGUUCUAUAUUGAUCUCUGCAGAGUUGAUGGCGCCUCAAAAGUCAGAAUACUUCUAAGUAAACUUGAGACGAUGGAACAUGGACGCUAUAGUAACUUCAUUCUCCCGAAGAACCCACAAGACCUUAGUUUUGAUGAAACAGUUAAAACCGUCUCAAAUCUUUGGAGAACAAUCAUCUAUAUUUCAUAUCCGUUACCAGUGCUUGAAGAUAACGAAAGAACCAGGAGAUGACUGGGUGAAACAUGCAGGAAUUGUGAACUAAGAGUGUGAGAGGUUCCAGUUGUCUUCCAUGACUGAAGACCAGUUUAAAUGCCUAGUAUUUGUCGGUAGCCUGCGUUCACCCGCAAAUGCUGACAUCCGAACAAGAAUCCUAAGCAAGCUGGAACACUGCUCCAACAUGACUCUGCAGGAAGUAACUACCGAAUGCCAAAGGUUAGUGAACUUGAAGCAUGGUAGAGAACAGUAACUGUUUCCCUUACGUCGAUGCAGUCGAGAGAAAAGUCUAACAAGGUUCCAGCACGCAGAAUUAUCGUAAUAACAGCGACAAACCAUCAUCUCCAUGCUGGUCAUUUGGAGGUUGGCCCGUAUCAGUCUUCAGUAAUAAGGAUAGGAGGUCUAUUGACCUAUAUUAAUCCUUGCAGUUUGUAAUACUGUGGAGGUCCAAUCUCGUUUUGAAUAUAUUAACAGAAGGUAGAGAAUUCCAGUGAUUCACUACUCGGUGCGAGAA
This is a messenger RNA of Schistosoma haematobium, 18011 nucleotides long. RefSeq names its product Presequence protease, mitochondrial, variant 3. Gene Ontology annotation, molecular function: metal ion binding. Gene Ontology annotation, biological process: protein processing. Gene Ontology annotation, cellular component: mitochondrial matrix. NCBI's taxonomy places the organism in Eukaryota, Metazoa, Platyhelminthes, Trematoda, Strigeidida, Schistosomatidae. The transcript has 5 exons. The coding region runs from base 4898 to 5422 and encodes 174 amino acids. The record is from RefSeq and is a predicted model, not a curated record.